AUGCGAUACGAAUUUGAUCAAGAGAAUUACAGGAUUGAGUCGAAUAAAUUAACAGAAAGACAGGGUGGUGAAACAUCUUCUUGCAAUAAUUCUGGUGCCAAGACUUUACUUGCAUACAAAAAUUCAUCCUUAAAAAUCAAGGAUGAAAUCGUCCAAGAUCGAAAGAUUUCAGAUCAAAAACACAAUGAAGAAUAUGAAUCUAACUUUUUUUCUGUAUAUAUAAGAGAAGAUACGUUACGUUCUAACAAAUUGCCGACUCCUGAGAAGCGAAAAUUUUCCAAAUUAAAAGAGGAACCGAAGGUGUACAAAUGCGAGAAGUGUGCUCGAACCUAUAAACAGAAAAAUAAUUUGUCUAAUCAUAAAAAAUUAGAAUGCGGUGCCAUUCCACAGUUCAGAUGUGAAUUCUGCUUCAAACAAUUUAAACGGAAAAGUCAUAUGAUUCGCCACGUGGAUGAUAUACACCUUAAAACGCACGUACAGACAUCGCAAACGAGGCAUAACUGCGACAAGUGUUCUCGAAGUUACACUUGGCUAAAAAGUUUAAAUCAACAUAAAUAUUUAAAGCACGCGGAAGUAAAGCCACAAUUGUUUUGUGAUGUUUGCGGACAUACAACGAAUAUGAAAAGUAGCUUAACGAAACACAUUACUGCACGUCAUCUGAAGUAAAUUUGCAAUAAAUGAAAAAACUCUUUAUUUCCACUUUAAACGCGCGUUUAUAACGCAGA
Messenger RNA from Belonocnema kinseyi, 725 nucleotides. RefSeq names its product zinc finger protein 676-like. Gene Ontology annotation, biological process: regulation of transcription by RNA polymerase II. Lineage: Eukaryota; Metazoa; Arthropoda; Insecta; Hymenoptera; Cynipidae. Bases 1 to 666 code for a protein of 221 amino acids. The record is from RefSeq and is a predicted model, not a curated record. Gene Ontology annotation, cellular component: nucleus. The transcript has 3 exons. Gene Ontology annotation, molecular function: RNA polymerase II cis-regulatory region sequence-specific DNA binding; DNA-binding transcription activator activity, RNA polymerase II-specific.